Molecule: messenger RNA, 555 nt
Organism: Protopolystoma xenopodis
Lineage: Eukaryota; Metazoa; Platyhelminthes; Monogenea; Polystomatidea; Polystomatidae
Source: the annotation of a GenBank genome assembly
AUGGAGUUGAGUCUGAUGUCCGAGGCACAAGUGAAGGCGGCCAUCUUACGCGACCAGGAGACUCUGCGCAGACUCGUCACCGACCAGCGCCAGCUGGAGAAGAAGCUGUGGACAGCGGUGAACGCGUUCUCCCAGCUACAGCAGACCAUGUCGGCAGGGGCGAAUUCUCAGGUUCCACCCGGACCUUUUUUCAGAGCAGAGCUGCCCUCGGCCACAGGACUUGCGGCAAAAAAACUCGCUUUCAUCACCACGAAUAGGGCAUCGUCUUCACCGUUCAUUUCGCCCUCAAGAGGCGCUUCUGUCUCACCUGAAAUCUCGACGUCGAUUGCAUGUCCGCCUGGACUGCACACCGGCCCGGCUCCGGCCACUGAUCCAGCCAAACAUUUCCCAGUUGACCAGAACGAUUCCUCGUCUCUAGUGCGUCGUUCGGUUCCAACGCCCGGGCAGAAUACCAACUUGCCCCUACAGCAAAGACAAAAGCAACCACAACAACGUAAAGAGCAACAACAUGGUCGGAUGCAGCAGCUGUCCUCGGCAUCGCAGCGGCUUUCGUAA